Molecule: messenger RNA, 2675 nt
Organism: Pieris rapae (cabbage white)
Lineage: Eukaryota; Metazoa; Arthropoda; Insecta; Lepidoptera; Pieridae
Exons: 6
Coding region: 345-1091 (248 amino acids)
Source: RefSeq, a predicted model, not a curated record
UUGUUCUAGUUAAGGGGUGAAACAUAAAGAGGGCAUUAAAUUUUUGUAGACAGACAGUAUUAGUAUCCCCUACUAUAUUACUAUUGCUUUGCUUUUACAUUAUCUGUAUUACGAUUUGUGAAAUGCGUAUUGCAGUUUCGACUUAAAUUUUCGUCUUUUCGAGUGGUUUUCGAAUAUCGAUAGAAAUUAUGUCUCGACUUAGACUUCGUGCGAAAUGAGAAAUUAGUGAGAAUUAAUAAUUAUAGGCGUUAAGAAUUUUAAAAUUUGUAUUUUGUGGUCCCAUAACGCAAAUUAAUUGUCAUUGUUCGAAUCCAUAAGGUUUUUUGAUUUCUAGAAAAACAAAAAUGACGGAACGAGUCGUAGCGGGUCGGCCAAGCCUAGAACAAAUGGUGGCAAUUACAGAAUUCAUGGAGCAACACCCAGUAUUAGGACUUAGUCAGAUGAGGGGUAUGGAAGGACGAAAUGAAAGCAAAAAGCUGUGGUUAAAACUCACCAGUAUUGUUAAUAAUAUGAAAGGUCCCACACGGCCCAUGAAGUCAUGGGUGAAGUUCUGGGCAGAUAAAAAAUCUACUGUAAGAGCCAAAGUUGUAACAAGUGGUGGUGAUCCAAGUAUUCUGGGUUCUAGUAUUGAAAGAAGGAUAUGGGACAAAUUCCUACAAAAUGAUUCUGGCUAUAAACCCCGAAGUUCAGUCAAAGUAGAAUCUCAUUAUAUACCAGAGAACAACUAUUUAAAUGAAGAGACUACUGAAGAAAAUCAUGAAAUGGAUGAUGAAGAAUUUAAUUUUGAUGAACCACCAAGAGAACCUGCGGCAGAACCUAUUUCAUUAGAGGAACGGAAUAUGAUGCUUAUGGAAAAACUGGUUAAAGUGAUGAGUGAACAAGCCACAGCGAUGUCUCAGUUAGCACAUGCUUCUCAGGUCAGCUCUCAAGCAAUGGAGAGGUUAGCUGAAGCUUCUCAAAUACAGUCGCGAGCAAUCGAACGGCUCGCAAACACAUUCGAAGCGAUCGGUUCUACGGCGCAUCAUAUCGGAACUACCAUUGUCGACAUUGACACGACCAUGAAAAAAAUGUAUUGUACAACGCCCACAUAGCAUUACACUUAGAUAAAGUAAUUACUUUAUCUAAAACCUAUACUGCACUGACUAAAGUGCGUCAUACUAAAAUUUGUUAGCAUUUUAAGUUACAAUUUAGUACAAAUAAUUUUAUAAAAUUUCAAAAAACCUAAAAUAAUACACAACAGGGAAAAUGCCCAGAUGUGUUGCCAAUAGAAAUAAGCGUUGAAUACAUAUAUGGUUUUUCUAGAAAUAAAAUAGUUAUUUAAUAUAAAAAAAUGGGUAAAUUAACAUAAAAAUUAAACAAUUUUUUUAAAUCAAUCAUUUAUUAUCUCUUAAUAUGACACGAUGUGUAAUUAUAAAGUAACAUAUAAAAUAUCCAUUUAACUUAUAAUUGGAUUUUAAUUAAAUGAGGCUCCUAGUUUAACUGUGAGCCUUUCUUUUGUCUUUAUCUGUAAUUAAUGUAUAAAUAACAAUAUUAACUUAAUCAAUAAUAUUGCACUUAAAUACUCUGAAGAAGAGAUAGACGAGUUAUUUUAAAACGGUGCAAUUAGACUGACUCUUAUGAAUAAGGGGCGUAUUAAUAUAUGUAACAUAAAUUCUUCGCCCAAUAAAUAAGUUACAGGUUUUCUUAAAUAUAUAAUACACAAUUUAAUGGCACAAAUACUGGAAAGACAAAAAUAUUCCUUUGGUAAUGACAGUAAAAAAGAUAAGUUUCUAUUUAAAAUCUAAAUCACCACAAUACACAUUAUCUGAUUAAAAUCGAAAACCAGUGGCAGUGUUCUACAUUGGGGCAAAUUGCUUAUCAAAAGCCAAUCAAUGCGUCCAGAACUCUGAAAUCGAGAAAUAUCGUAUUAGUAGUAUUUCUACGUUCUUUUUCACAGCUAUUUGUUUGUAAAUAUUAAACUUACAACUAAAAUUAGUUUAGUAAUUGGAUGUUAAUUAAGCGAUAAAAAACUUUCGAAUGCUCAGAAUUUAAUAUGCCCACGUGGGUAACGCUGAAAACGUUUAGUACUGGCCAGCUUGCCAAUGAAAACUUUUUGAAUUUCAAUUUUGGAACUUCUUGGUAACCUAUAAGAAGAAGUAUGAUAAUAAAGAAGUCAAGAAUAAAAGAUGAUUGCCUCAGUCUUUGGUCAGUUGUGCUAGAAGAUGGAAGGACAGUUACUGCAGACUGGUAUGUUAAUCGCUGUUUGCCUGUUGUCUUGGAAAAAAAUUGGACAGCAGCGCCCUCGAAGCAGGAUCCGUCUUCACCACCACACUGCUUCAGCGUAUUCCGCAAAACGGACUGUUUAACUGAAUAUUUGACUAUAACUGGUGUCGAGAUCCAAGUCAUCCGCCAUACAGUCCUGAACUUGCCCCCUGCGACAUUCAUUUAUUUCCAAGAACUAAAAAAACAAUUCGAGGUUCCGCUGCUUUUAUCAGUGGUCCAUUGAAUGCAACGAGAGGAACGGAGAUUACUUCGAAAAACAAUAAAAGUAUUGGCAUCUUUCUCCCGGUAGCCGUUUUUCAUUCUCUAAACAUUUUCAGUGUUACCUACGUAUUAUAUGACUCGGAAAUUCAGUAUUUGUAUACCAAUCAGUAUGUAAUGCUCAAGUUAUGAGGUUUUUUAGUGUAUAAUUGUAU